AAAAAAGAUUGUUUUUUAAAAAUAAUUUUAAAAAUGCCAAAGGGAUAAACAACAACUACAUAAAAAGCAUAGAAGGCAGCUAAAAAUACAAGAGUUGCCAAAAAAGUAGUGAGAGCUAGAAAACAUUUUCAAAAUAGAUUCCAUACUGAAAAGCCAUUAGCUUUAUCUAGAAAACCAAAAUUCACAAGGUUUAACAAUUAUUGAAAUAAUUAUAGAUUAACAAGAUAACUUACUCCAGUUUCUAAAGGAUUAGAUUUCUAAAAUGUGCUUAGACACCCACUUAUUACAGAAAAGGACAUGAAAAAAAUGGAAGAUGAAAAUACAAUGGUGUUUUAUGUUAAUUAAAAAUCAACAAAGCCAUAAAUAAAAAGAGCAUUUUAGAAAAUUUAUGAUGUUAAAGUAAGAAAAGUUAAUGUAAUAAUGCUUAAUAUUAUAAAGAUCCUUAAUACUUUUGGUGGUAAGAAGAAGGCCUACAUUAGAUUGGGUGGAGAGAAUGAUGCUCUCAAUUUAGCCAACAAGAUAGGAAUUAUUUGAGCUCACAAAAUAAUUUAUCAAAGUACAAUAAUAAUAUAUAAUUAUUUCAUUCA
Paramecium primaurelia is the source of this 587-nucleotide messenger RNA. The record is from the annotation of a GenBank genome assembly. NCBI's taxonomy places the organism in Eukaryota, Ciliophora, Oligohymenophorea, Peniculida, Parameciidae.